Leptomonas pyrrhocoris is the source of this 1705-nucleotide messenger RNA. RefSeq names its product putative mitochondrial short chain dehydrogenase/reductase. The transcript has a single exon. NCBI's taxonomy places the organism in Eukaryota, Euglenozoa, Kinetoplastea, Trypanosomatida, Trypanosomatidae. The record is from RefSeq and is a predicted model, not a curated record. Bases 119 to 1705 code for a protein of 528 amino acids.
GCAUGAGUGUGUAAUGUACGUUUAGAAUCAUCAUCAUCAUUGCUCUAGCUUCUCGCCUUCUUCAGGAGAUACGCCGCCUUGGGGUUCUGCUGGUUUUGUGAUUUUGUCUUCGUUCUUCAUGCUCCGCUUUGGCGUACGUAGCUGCGUCGCGGCCCAGCGCCACGGUCUCUUGACGACGGCGAUGACGGCAUCGUUAUCCGCUGUCCAGCUCUCUGAGGCACGUCGCCUGCGCACCACCACGACUACUUCCAGCACCACCACCGUCACAACGGAGAAGACCAGCGCAGCCUCCGCCUCUUCCUCCCCCUCUACCCCUUCCACCUCGGCGGCUGCGGCGGCUUCCAAAACAAAGGCAUCGAAGCCUGCGUGGGCCGCGCCGAGCAGUACCACGAUCCACAAGUUCAGCGAGGACAAGGCGGAGGCCUCCGCCUACGUCGGUGGGGCCGAUGACGUGCCGUCCUACUCCGCCGCGUCGCACAUGGGCUACCUUCUGCUGCACAGCCGUCGGAUGUGGCUGCCGCUGGUUCUGUACGCGGGUUACUACGCCCUCUCCGCCUACCUCACGCCGCUCCAGGUGGGGCUGUACGCGACGGCGAGUGUCGUGGCGCAGCGCCUCAGUGUGCACGGUCGGGCAAAUCACGUGAAGAAGGAUCUCACGGGCUACACCUGUGUGGUGACGGGCGGCACGAGUGGGAUUGGUUUGUACACGGCUAUGCAGCUUCUCGACAUGGGUGCGCGUGUGAUCAUCGCUGCGCCGGCGGGGAAGGAGAAGGAGACGAUGGAGUUCUUCCUUCAGAACUGUCGGACAUCAGCGGGCAACGCGACGGCCGAGUCGUCGAGCACCUCAACGGUAGGCAGUGGUGACGCAGCGAGCAGCUCGGCGGCUGCCGCUGCUGCUCCGCCGGCCCCCGAGCCCUGCGAGCCACUUGAGAAGCGCGUCGUCUUCGUUUCAAUGGAUUACAUGGACCAGCUCGACGUGAAGGCCGCCGCCGCGCGCAUCAAGGCCCUCGUGCACGACCGCGUCGACCUGCUGGUGAACUGCGCCGGUGUCUGGAAGGAGGAGUCGGGCGUAACAAAGCAGAAGUUUGAGGAGCACAUCGGUGUCAACUUUCUCGGUCCUUUCCACUUCACCGAGGCGUUGCUGCCGUCGCUGCGGAAGGCCCCACACAAGAGCGGGCGAGUGGUUUACGUCACAUGCGCCGCACACAACGGCGUCGCACGCGGCCACGUCGUGCAGGAUCGGAUGACGUUGUUGCCCGGGCCGGACGCGUCGCAGAUCACGGCGCGGUGCUACAGUGCGUCGAAGCUGGGCAACAUCUACCACGCCCAGUCCAUCGCGAGCCGCCGCUACGAGGGCAUCCCGCUAAACCGGCACAGCGACCUGCACCCGGUCGAUGUGUGCUGCGCCGACCCGGGCUUCUGCUUCACGUCGCUGCAGCAGGAGAACAACGACCCCUUCUUGGGAAAGAACGUCGUGGCCCGCACGCUGCGCUCGCUGUGGAUCAAAGACGCCUACGAGGGCAGUCAGACCGUAGUGAACUGCUGCGUGCGGGACGACAUCGAGAACGGCGGGUACUACGCGGAGUGCACGUUGAUGCCGAGCGGACUGAGCAAGCGCGCACAGGACCCGAGGAGCAGAGAUGAGGUGAUUCACUGGGCGAUGGUGAAGACGAUCGCCAAGUACUACACUUUGAAGCCGGAGUGA